This is a messenger RNA of Chelonia mydas (Green sea turtle), 1677 nucleotides long. RefSeq names its product transmembrane 4 L six family member 1 (gene TM4SF1). The record is from RefSeq and is a predicted model, not a curated record. Gene Ontology annotation, cellular component: membrane. NCBI's taxonomy places the organism in Eukaryota, Metazoa, Chordata, Testudines, Cheloniidae. The transcript has 6 exons. The coding region runs from base 344 to 904 and encodes 186 amino acids.
UAACAUCAUAGCAUGCAACAUGCUGAAAUGCUGAAUAGUUCCUGUAUAAAUGUUGUACCCUGGAAAUGUGAUGAAGAGCAAGGCUGAGCACAUGGAGAAUUAAUCAGUCAGUGCCUAGAAGGGCAGUUAUAUGUAUCUGAAUGUGGUAUAUUGAUCAUCUGGCCAUUUGUUUAAAUAGAAAGCAGAGUUGUGCAGAAUGGUAUGGCAUUGCUAUUAUUACCAGGAUGUGUUCAUGGCCUCAGAAUGAGUCACAAACUUCUCUUCACAUAUAUAUGGGCCAGAGGCAUGAAAGCGAAAUUUCCUUAGUCCUGUUCAAGCAUGUCCAUUCUGAAUUUUCCUGGAGAUGGUGAACUGGUUUUCUGCUAACAUCUUGCUUUACUUUCCCAAUGGUGAAACAAGAUUUGCUUCAGAACAUCAGCUUAGCAAGUAUGUGGCGUGCCUUCAUGGAAUUAUAGGAGGAGGGAUUUUGAUAUUCCUCCCAGCUGCAGUGUUCAUUGGACUAGAAUACGAUAAUUGCUGUGGAUGCCGCGGGCAUGAGAACUGUGGGAAAAGCUGUGCAAUGCUGUCCUCUGUUCUGGCCGCCUUCAUCGGAAUCCUGGGGUCCGGCUACUGUUUCAUCAUUUCAGCUUUAGGUUUAUCCCAUGGCCCUUACUGCCUCUCUGCUGUAGAACAGAACUGGGUCUAUCCUUUCACUAACUCCAGUGGAGGGUAUCUGCUUGAGCGUGACAGGUGGUCUGAGUGUCGGGAGCCAAGGAAUAUCGUGGAAUGGAACUUGACCCUCUUUUCCAUUCUUCUGGUCUUGGGGGGAAUUGAAUUAAUUCUGUGUUCCAUCCAAGUAAUCAACGGUUUUCUCGGAGGAAUAUGUGGGGUUUGCUGUAAUCGGGAAGAGAAAUACGUUUGCUAGAACAUUUGCAACUGAAAAUGGGCUAAAAUCACUGUAAUUAUAUCUUUGUGGUAUUCUGUAAAACAUUUAUUUGAAUGUCUUGUUUUAUAUUGCACAUACUGUAAAUUAUAAAGAGAACAGUUUAUUCAUGUUACAUUUCUUCUUGCCAAACUAUGCACUGUCACCAUUAAUUCACAGAUUGGGCCAGGUUCUGUUCUUGGAAAGAUGUGCAGGAUUCCCAAAGAACACAAUAGUUAUUAUGUGUUUGCAGCUGACAGCAGAAUUUGACCUACUGUGAUUUUUGUCAUUAUAAACAUAUACCUUGCAUACAAGGAUUUCAUUGGUUUAUUUAAACAUAGUGCAAGUAACUGAUUGAUUAAUUGUGUUGAUGGGGUACAGUUUCUCACUACAGGCACGGUAGUUCUUGAUUUUCAUACAGAAGCUGUUUUUUCCAUUAGUGUUCCAUUGCCAUCCUGACCCUGAAGCCCCCAGUAGGAGCUGUCACUCACAGAAGGAAUGCUGCUUUAAUUGUGUCAAACCAAAAACCACGAAUACCAUGAAUACUUUCGGUAUUCAUCUAGUCUAACAGAAAAUACAGAUAGUGCCAACUAAUGGACAGACAAGGGUAGACACAUACUGAGGGGCCCUAUCUCCCCAGGGAAGAGGUGGAGAUAGAACAGCAGGAAAAAAAGACAAGUCUGAAGAAAGGAAAAUGGGGAGUUGGGAGGGGAGUAGUAACUUGGAUUGUUUCAAACUUCUUUCCCUCUCUAUUUGACAAUAAAAUAGAAUAUAUA